AUGUCUAACCAGAGCUACUACGGAUACACCAACUCCUACAACGGCCCUCAACAGCCCCAAUACGCUCAGCAACCCACAUAUGCCCAGCAGCCCACGUACAACCAAGGCCAGGGUGGUUACCCUCAGACCUACCAGCACGGGUACGACAACCGAGCACACUAUGCAGGCCAGGGCCAGCAUGAAAUGGCACCCGGUCCCGAUGGCGAACGUGGACUUGGAGCCACACUCGUUGGAGGUGGCACCGCCGGAUGGGCUGCUCGAAAGAGCGGCACUGGCAUGCUCGGCACCCUUGCCAGCGCUGCUGCAGGUGCCAUUGGCGCCAAUCUACUCGAGAACAAGCUGAAGAAGCAUAGCAAGAAGCACAACAAACACUAA
This is a messenger RNA of Clonostachys rhizophaga, 375 nucleotides long. NCBI's taxonomy places the organism in Eukaryota, Fungi, Ascomycota, Sordariomycetes, Hypocreales, Bionectriaceae. The record is from the annotation of a GenBank genome assembly.